Molecule: messenger RNA, 597 nt
Organism: Botrytis fragariae
Lineage: Eukaryota; Fungi; Ascomycota; Leotiomycetes; Helotiales; Sclerotiniaceae
Product: putative sex-determining protein fem-1 protein
Exons: 3
Coding region: 1-597 (198 amino acids)
Molecular function (GO): protein binding
Source: RefSeq, a predicted model, not a curated record
AUGGACCUCGAGAUUAAAAAUCUCGUAGUGGCAUAUCCUGCCCACCUUGCGAUCAUCAAAAAUAAUCAGCAAGUCCUGCAGGUCUUACUUAGCCAUAACGCUGACAUUAAUCUCCAAGGAGAGAAUUAUGGAGUUCUACUCAAAGAAGCAAGUGUGAACGGGAAACCUCAUCUCAUGAAGCUCCUCGCAUCUCAUAGAGCAGACGUCAAUGCCAUAGGGCAAGGUAUUCCGGUGCUACACGAAGCAAUACUCAAUAGGCAACCGGAGGCAGUGUCCGUUCUGCUUGAUCUUGGUGCUUACAUAAAUAUCCUCGAUUAUGCUCAGGGUACGCCACUACAGCUUUCGAAGGCUAUGCAUUAUGGAGGCGUGGAGCGUUGGGAGUUUGCAAUUUUAAAUCAGUGGGACCAUCGUACUUUCAUCAUCAAGUUCGUCGCCAUGCGUCAACAAAUUCAUUGGUCCUUUCCAGGUAUAAAAUUGCAAUGUCUGACCUUCAGGCUGUCUCUCACCGUUGAAAUGUCAAUCUUCAAACUUGGGUUACAUACAAUUUCGAUCACUACGGUACGGUGUCUUCUGGCCUUUUCCAUGAAGAAGAACUGA